GUGGCACAGCACCCAGUGUUGCAGACAUCGCUGGGCAGAGCCAGGGUGAAGGAAUGGGAGCAGGGUGCUCCCUCUCCGGGGUGGGGGCACUCCAACCCACAGCAUUGACCUUGCAGUGCCUCCUCUCCGGCUCGUGGCGGAGCGACACCGGCUGCCGCAUGGUCGUGUCCACGCUGGGCAAGGACAGCAGAUUCUCCGGUUCUUACCUGCCAGGACCUGCCGCUGGCAACUCGGAACUCCUCACCUCACCGUUGGAGGGCUCCCAGCAAGACACCGGGCURUUCCCACAGCCCACCUUCUCCUUCACCGUGAACUGGCGGCUCCGAGACUCAGAGACUACCCGGACAACUGUCUUCCUGGGCCAGUGCUAUGUGGACACCGAGGGGGAGGAGACCCUGCAUGCCCUGUGGCUCCUGAGAGAGGCGGGCGACAGUCCUGCAGAGGACUGGAAAGCCACCCGGAUUGGCACCAGCAUCUUCACACGGAUAAAAUAACAACAAGUGGGGAAAUCCAGGAGGCUCAGGACAGCAGGACUCAGUG
Messenger RNA from Malurus melanocephalus (red-backed fairy wren), 540 nucleotides. RefSeq names its product avidin-like. The transcript has 3 exons. NCBI's taxonomy places the organism in Eukaryota, Metazoa, Chordata, Aves, Passeriformes, Maluridae. The record is from RefSeq and is a predicted model, not a curated record. Gene Ontology annotation, molecular function: biotin binding. The coding region runs from base 54 to 494 and encodes 146 amino acids.